AUGAAAAUUCUGAAAAAAACAACGCCACAAAAUUUAUUUAAAAAAUACGCGAGCGCGGCAGACAGGACGAAUCAGGAGGUAAUGUUAAUAAAUGCACUCUAUGCUAAUUUGACAGACUUCUCACGAUUGGUUGACAUGGUAAUAUCGAUUGAGUGCAACGAAGUACAAAUCGGUUCGAAAGCGGGCCAGGAGCCAGCCAUCCAAUACAUGGACUUGUACUGGAUCGUCUUCAUCGUCGUCCUGUCUGUCAUCACGAUUUCAACACUGCUCACUGCUGUCGUCAUCUUCAAACAGAGGAACAACAAAAAAAAGCAAAGUCAGAGAUUCAAGUCACGCAUGGAGGCAUUAAAAGCUUUAACUACAAAAGAGAUAACUAAUAGUAACAGCGGCAACAACAACAGCUUCAGUUCGUCCAAUAUAUUGGCUGAAAGUGUGCCUCUGAAUGCUAACAACUUAUCAAAGAGAUCGAGUGAGUGCAAGUUUGAGAGGCAAAGCAUGAAGAUGAUGGAUGUUGAUAGAGACACGAAAGCCAACGUAUUUGUUGCCGAACAGACUCGCGUCAGUUCGAAAAUACCGCAGUGCCCCGAUAGACCGUACGUUUUCAUAAAAAAUAUUUCACCUUCUUCAUGCUUUGAAUUCAAGACUGCAACAUUCACAACAAAGUUGGACGCGUUGCCAGAGGAUAAUCAGAAUUUCAACAGAAUUAACAUCCUGAACGCAACAAAAGGUAUAACGACUUCACAUUACAGCAACAAUACAAUGCCCCUCUCAAGCUCCAUUUCAUCAACAAAUUUAUGCAAAAAUAACAACAACGACCCACAAUUCAAUUCGUUAACCUUUGAUCAAAACGGCAGUGACGGAAAUAAUUACUGUUGCUGUCCGUUAGACGUUGAACUCUGCAAUAAUGAAAUGAGUGCCAUCGCCAUGAAGAACAUUUAUUCGAAAUCAUUAACGCGCAAACUCAACAAAUCAACGAAACAGUACAGCACCCAACAGUUCAACUGCAACAACAGUUACGUCAACACGCUGAGCUCUGAUGCCAACAGCAUUAUAGAGGAUCCCAAAAUUGUUGUCAGCAAAGUGAGAAACGUCGUCGCGAGCAACAAAAACUCGAACAAUGAUGCACCUAACAACAUCGUUAGGGCGGGCAGAUCUGAAGACCAAUGUACUUUAAUGACCAGACAUCAUCCUCAUCAGCAGACGCACAGCCAGCAAAACAGUCUAUCAGAUAACGAUUCCUGCUUGUCAGACACAGUAUGUAGGAUAAUCUUUUGUAGAGAUGCAUCAUUUUUAUAA
Messenger RNA from Helobdella robusta, 1296 nucleotides. RefSeq lists its product as hypothetical. NCBI's taxonomy places the organism in Eukaryota, Metazoa, Annelida, Clitellata, Rhynchobdellida, Glossiphoniidae. The transcript has 3 exons. Bases 1 to 1296 code for a protein of 431 amino acids. The record is from RefSeq and is a predicted model, not a curated record.